Fibroporia radiculosa is the source of this 390-nucleotide messenger RNA. RefSeq lists its product as uncharacterized. The coding region runs from base 1 to 390 and encodes 129 amino acids. The transcript has a single exon. NCBI's taxonomy places the organism in Eukaryota, Fungi, Basidiomycota, Agaricomycetes, Polyporales, Fibroporiaceae. The record is from RefSeq and is a predicted model, not a curated record.
AUGGGAGAUUUGGAUUUGUCGGGGGCGGUCCUACAUGCCGAGGAGCCUCUUCCAGUCGAAUACGCGCGACGGGGUGCUGUUGCACCGCUUGCGGCGCACGGUCUUCGAGGAACGCAGGAGCUGGCCCACGUCCUCGUACAUCAGGUGCACGUCCCGCGGCGCGUGCGAUGUGGUGAACAGCGCAAAUGGGUUGGCAGGCGUCGCGCUUUGGAAGAGGGUGAGGGACGCAUUGUGGGACAUUAUGCGGACGUGUGCGGGUAUGCUGUCGUCGACGUCGGUGGUGGUGGAGAUGGGGGAUGCAGGUGGGACGGGCGAGUCGUCGCAGACGACAGGCGAAUACAGAGGACAGGUCCUUGGGCUGUCCAGGACACGGAAACACGGCUUAAAUAG